Colletotrichum scovillei is the source of this 3992-nucleotide messenger RNA. RefSeq lists its product as uncharacterized. NCBI's taxonomy places the organism in Eukaryota, Fungi, Ascomycota, Sordariomycetes, Glomerellales, Glomerellaceae. Gene Ontology annotation, molecular function: ATP binding; protein serine/threonine kinase activity. Gene Ontology annotation, biological process: protein phosphorylation. The transcript is spliced from 3 exons. The coding region runs from base 349 to 3108 and encodes 919 amino acids. The record is from RefSeq and is a predicted model, not a curated record.
AAAAAAUCCAAGUCUCCAAUUUCACCUCCGAAAAAUCACAUCACCCGCAACCGAAACCGCAACCGCAACGCCAGCCGCAUCUUACUCGCCGCCGCUUCCUCUCACAAACCAAACUCACAACUCUCACACCGCAUUCUCACUCACUCACACACACACUCUCUCUUUCUCGCACGCACACACCUGCGCGAGACCUCACCCCCGUUUGCCGCUCGUCUCUCGCGCCCACUAAUCCCUCGGCAUCGCGGUGAUAUCACGGGCCUGUUUUGACGUCAACCAAGGAUUCAGGCCUCUGCCUCGACUAGGCCUUCACCUUCACCGUCCGUCACACAAAGACGCCAGCCAGCAACCAUGUCCGGCUCCGAGGGUGCACAUGCAAACACAAACACAGGCGGCUUCGACCUGUUGAAGCGCGCGACACAGGCCAUGAUGAUGUCAGGCUCGACUUCUAGGACUCCCGCGGCCGCACCUGACGAAGAUGGCGCGGAUCAGAUCGGCUUUGACACGCCCCGCUCCGGGGUGGCGACCCCUCAACCCGACCUCCAUGACAAACGCCUGCCGGGCAUUAUGAGCUACUUCGGCCAGGUUCGUACAGAUUCUUCUCACAAUUCUGUAUCUGCCCCUGUCGCGUCGGAUCGCAAUCGAGGACAAUCGCUUCCUGGUCCCUCAACGAAACAAGUCGAGACGGACGGGAAGGCUUCUCAGGUCAGCUCAGUGGAUGCUGUGCCCGGUGGCGAUCCUGAACCAACAUCCCCAUCACUCCCCCACCCCGAAGAGCGGCCAUCAUCACCACACACUUCAUCCAUGGCACUGGUUCAGACACAUCAGUACCCGACACCGCCGAUAUCCAGACGGUCGUCGGCGGGACUUUUGAAAAGAAGUCUGUCGUUGCGAUAUGGAGAAUCACGGUCCGCGGCAUCCUCAUCUGCGCGACCGAAGCUCCAAAGAGGCGUCACAGAUUACCCGCAAAAAUGCCACAGCCUCACCCUCAUGUCCCAACCUUCAAGCAUCGUCACAACUUCGGUUGUGCAUGCCUAUCACAUAUCAAACCCCAGUCUUCACAAGCCCAUCACACCAACAUCCCCCAUCACUUUCCACGUUGGUUCAGCGCAGAAAGCCGCUUCCCUUCACAGCUCUUCGUCAGUUGAUCAGCUCAAGAAGCUAACACAGUUUGCGGGAUUCAAGAGCGGUCCACCAACUCCUACAAGGGCGCUCUCAACGGCGCAGCCCUCUCAGGCUGAGGAGAGGUCGACCUCCAAGAGAAGCAGCAACGAGACGGUCCCUCCUAGCGGCGUUCAGACACCGGUCCGGCGCGGCACCACCGGCGCUCAGGUUCCCGCUGCUCGCGGUAAACUCACGAUCAAGAUCGUUGAGGCCAAGGGCUUGCGACGUGCCAAGGACCCGUACGUCGUAGCCGUUUUCCAGAGAAGCGAGCUCAUCUCAGGAGGCCCGCGCUCCGUUGAAGAGGAGGAUGACGUGAACCUCCCGGCCCCCUCCUUUGGAGGCAUCCCGAUUCAAAGACAAGGCAGCGACUCAGGCCGCCCGGUCAUGUCUAUUCCUAUGCGCAGCCGCCAGAGCAGCAACACCAGCAUUUCCGAUUAUAACACAUUCCGCAACCGUUCCCGCCGAUCCUUCACCAGUCCAAAGUGGGACGCCGAGGCAGAAUUUGAUGUCGUUGAUUCGAACAUGCUGGUUGACAUUUCCGUUUAUGACCACACCGACAAGGGAGAGGAGUUUUUGGGCCAAGUCGAUUUCCAGGCCAACAGGGACUCCAGCAACCCAGUACGUGGCUGGUUCCAGCUCAAGGGACACGCCGACACGAUGGCGGAGAAUGCGCCUACGGGAGAAAUUUACGUGGAAGCCGUCUACCAGCGAACGGAGAGAAAGCACUUUGGACCGGAAGACUUCCAGAUUCUUAAGUUGAUCGGCAAGGGUACCUUUGGACAAGUUUACCAGGUCCGGAAGAAGGAUACCGAACGCAUUUACGCCAUGAAGGUCCUGUCCAAGAAGGUCAUUGUCCAGAAGAAGGAAGUCGCCCAUACCGUUGGUGAGCGCAACAUCCUGGUUCGGACAGCCAUGUCCGACUCGCCCUUCAUCGUGGGCCUCAAGUUCUCCUUCCAGACGCCAUCAGACCUCUACCUGGUUACCGAUUACAUGUCUGGCGGUGAGCUGUUCUGGCAUCUCCAGAAAGAAGGACGUUUCGAUGAGCGCAGAGCCAAGUUCUAUAUCGCAGAACUUAUCUUGGCCAUCCAGCACCUCCAUAACAACGAUAUCGUUUAUCGUGACCUGAAGCCAGAGAACAUUCUGCUCGAUGCAAAUGGUCAUAUUGCCCUCUGUGAUUUUGGCCUGUCAAAGGCCAAUUUGACAAAGAACGAUACCACAAAUACAUUCUGUGGCACAACCGAGUACCUCGCUCCCGAAGUUCUCCUUGACGAGUCGGGAUACACCAAGAUGGUGGAUUUCUGGUCGCUGGGAGUUCUAGUCUUCGAGAUGUGCUGCGGUUGGAGCCCCUUCUAUGCGGAGGACACCCAACAGAUAUACAAGAACAUCGCCUUUGGCAAGGUCAGAUUUCCUCGGGACACCUUGUCACAGGAGGGUCGCAACUUCGUGAAGGGCCUGCUCAACAGGAACCCCAAGCACAGACUUGGUGCGACGGACGAUGCGGAGGAGUUGAAGCGCCACCCAUUCUUUGCCGACAUUGACUGGGACAUUCUGGCAAAGAAGCUCAUCACACCUCCCUUCAAGCCCAAGUUGACCUCUGCCACAGAUGUGUCGUACUUUGACCCCGAGUUUACCAACGCGCUUGAUAACAACGGCUCACUUAAUGAACGGGCGGCUGCUUUGUCCAAGGGAUUCGCUACAUCGACACCCCUUUCACCCUCUGUGCAGGCCAACUUCCAGGGCUUCACGUUUGUGGACGAGAGCGCUCUCGACGAUCACAUGAGAGAUAAGGGCCGCUACGAUGACGAAGAGAUGCGUGAUUCUCACCACCAGGACGAUGACUGGGAUGACCUGGAGGAUAUGAACCAGAGAGGCAAUCGCAUGAGCGGCAUUGUGCGCACAACCACCAACGAAGAGCAGAUGAUUGGUGGCGGUCACUUUGACGUUUAAUGACUUUGUGCAUUCUGGUUUUUUUUUCCAAAGGUACUUCUGGGUCAUUUGUUUUUGGGUUCUAUUUUGAGGACAAAGAAAAGUUCCAUCACACACAGCCUUUUCUCUCUUGCAGAAGCAAAACACGGUCAUCAUCAUUACGAAGUCAAAAAAAACGAACAUUCAUGGAUUUCAGUGCAUAAGGGCGGUCAAACCUUGCAUGUGAUCAUUGGGCCUGGGGGGGUGUAAUCGGUACAUGGCGUUUUGGGCUGAAGCGAUGAACAUUCGGAUUCCUGAUCGGCCCCUCAGAAUGCUGCUUUUCAUGCUAAUCGAAGAGCUUUACUUACACGACACGAACAAUAACUACAACGACGAUAGGCCUCAUGAAUAGGCUCUGCAUACCGCUCGCUGAUGCUGAUGCUGGUGACUCUGAUGCCUUUAUCGGAUGAUGUGGUUGUUCUAUAUUCCCACGAGUCGUUGCCACAGGAAUCAUCCGCAUAUAAUACAUGAGGCUGAUACACAGGCAUCGCUGCAUUUUGUGAGGAUGUGUUUUUCACGAAUGGAGUGGUACCAAAGGGGAGGAGGGGAAAUUGGUCUUCCCUAUAGGAUAUACUGCGAUUUUGCGACAGACGUUUAGCGUUUGGGGCAAUCUUAUGGUUCAUGGGUCUUGGAGACUGAAUCAGGGGGGUUUUGAUGGAUGCCUAGAUAUCCAACAGACAAACCCUUGUAUCGAUCGUCAACAACCAUGCAGUAUAUCGGGUGGUGGACGGUACCGAUGAGGAAAGGAGGGGCCGCCAACGGAAAGAAAGUGAGAGAGGAAAGCGAUCAGCUCUACACAAAGCCGUCUGUAAUACUGCUUAAUUAGCUUUAGCUAUAUUUGAAAACAAAAAUAAGACAAAAAGGAC